AUGUCAGUACCGUCGAGCCCCGGCGGCGGCGGACAGCCGCUGCAACCAAUGUCGCACAACGCGCAACGCGAAUCUGCGCUCUUCGCGUCCGUCCAACACCAACGCAUGGCAGAAAGCCCGUCUGCCCGCGACAGUUCGGUGCACGAGAAGAUCAACCAAUUCAACACCCUCGCCAUGCAUUCCAAAACCCUCGAGCGCAAAACCGCCGAUGCCGCCCUCAAGCGCGCUAUGCUCGGGCGGGAGGAGGCCGAGGCCGAGGCGCGGCGAUAUCGUGAUGAGGUACUUGCAUUGAGGAAAGAAGUCGAGGAGGGGAAGAAGAACGAGAGGAAAGUGGGAGAGCGCUUGGAGGCUGUGAUGGUAGGUGCCCCGCGCGGCCUAUCCCCCCACGUAGAGCUAAUAAGAAAAAAGGAAAACUCCGGCCGUGCCAAAGAGAUGUACGCCCACUCUCAACAACGAUGGGAAAAGGAGAUCCGCCGCUCCCGAAAAGAAACCUUCAAAGUACAGAGCACCCUCGUCAAAGUGCAGGAAGAACUCAAGUCCUCUCGGGCGGCUCAGAAAGCCACGGAGGAGGAGCUUCAGACUGAGCGGGAGCGAAGCAAAGCCCGGGAGCAAGAGUCUUUCGAUGCUCAGUACCGGCUGGUUGGACUUCAGGAGCAACUGGAUCAAGCCCUGGCCCGCGCCAAGAUACUAGAGCAGGAGCUGGAGGCCCUCAGGACGUUGGCAAAGAGCGAGACCGAGGUUAAACGUGCCGCUUCUACUGAAGACGGCGGCGACUCCGAAGGGCCACGGAAACGUGCGAGACUGUCGUCUGUGUCGGCGUUCGGCCAUGGUGACCCUGAAAUCGAGACGAUCACGAUGCUCUGGGAAUGGGAGAAGCAGCGUGCGGACCGAGCCCUGGAACAGGUCGAUUUCCUCGAGGCGGAAUGCCAGCUCAAGAUGUGUUCGGCGGGAAAAGAGCUGCGCAGGACUUCGGUCCAACGGUCGGGCCCACGCAAGCGAACCAGCAUGUUGAUCUCGGAUGCAGGGGACUCGAUGAUCCUUAGUGAGAGCCGUCGAGCCUCCGCUGAGAUGCCCAAGGCAUCGCCGAGGCUGUCCAAGACCGACCAGCUCAGGGUGCGCAAAGAGCCGCGGCGAAGCACCAUCUUCCUCCCGGCCGAGGGUAUCUUCCGGACCGUCUCGCAAGCCGAGGCUGACGAAAUAGCGGCGAAGUCGACGACCUCAUCGGGUGUAUCCCCUACUGAGGCGGCAUCCAGCCUCCCCAUUACACCGGUAGACAACAACCCGAUGUACCGUCGCUCGCCGUCCCUCGACCCGCCAGACUUUGCCAUGAUUGGCAAACAGCGGACAUCGCUGCUCUCACUACUCGACGCCCCACACAGACAAGAACCCGUACAAGUGUUCAACAUCCCCACCACCCCCGGCCCCGCAGCGCCAGAGGCAGACCAUGCCGACGCAGAAGAAGAACCCGAUGCGCGACUCACCACCAAGGCACCGGGCGAGAUAACCCUCCCUCCACGACAACCGGCCGCCUCCCUAACCGGUCCCCUCAGCGAACCCCUCCCACCCCACUCCACCACUGCAACCACCACCACCACCCUCGACGCCCACACCCGCCCGCACACAACAGCAUCCUACUACCGCCCAUCCACGUCUACCACCUCCACCGUAACCACCACCACCAAAGUCCCCCUCCGCGAAGAACCCGACGAGGACAGCGGGCCAACACUCGCCCAGCGCCUCAUGAAGAUGCAGCGCACCCCGUCCCGCCAGACCGGCGACAGCCACCGCGGCAGCGACUCCAGCAGCAUCCACAACCCGGAUGGGCCCAGCUUCGACACCAGCAACCCGGCCCUGACCCCGACCAUGACGCGCGAGGAGGCACUGGCGCAGAUUAGAGAGCGGCGCGGCCGCGCGCGCAGCGUCGGGAGGGUCGGGAGCGCGGGGAGCUCGGCUGCUGGUGGCGGGGCGAGUGUGGGGGUUGGUUCCGGUUCCGGUUCUGGUUCCGGUCUUGUUAGGACUGGGAGUGGGGCUGGGGCUGGGGAGGCGCGCCGCAAGGUUUCGGGGAGCAGCGCGACAGGGGAGGUGAGGCGGAAGGUUUCAGGGAGUGGUGCCAGUGGGCCUGGAGGAGAGGUCAGGCGGAAGGCGAGCGGCGAUCUUGGGGGGACGGUGAGGCGGGCUGCCGGCGGUGAUGAGAGGGGCCGUGAGAGGGGGGAUGUCAGGGGAGGGGCUAGGCCGCCGAGUGCGGCGGGGACGGCCAGGGGGGCGUCGGGUGGGGUGAGGCGGAUUCGGUCAUGA
Chaetomium globosum CBS 148.51 is the source of this 2295-nucleotide messenger RNA. RefSeq lists its product as uncharacterized. The record is from RefSeq and is a predicted model, not a curated record. The transcript has a single exon. The coding region runs from base 1 to 2295 and encodes 764 amino acids. NCBI's taxonomy places the organism in Eukaryota, Fungi, Ascomycota, Sordariomycetes, Sordariales, Chaetomiaceae.